UACGCAAUGUCUGACGUCACGACGCAGAGCCUAGCAACCGCGCAGGCUCGGGGCCGAGACCGUUAUGGCUGCCGCCGCCCGGAGAAGGAUGAGCGGCGCCGAGCAAGCAAAUCUGCUGCCCAGGCCAGGUGUCCAGGUCCCCGGAGGGCUGGCGCGGCCGCUGGUCCUGGCCCUCCUGCUUGCAUCCGCCAUCAUGCCCAGUGUUCAAUUACAGAUUGAGUCAUUGAGCCAGCCCGUACUCAAGUCAGAUGUUUCUACUCCAAAUACGAAUGCUUUAACAAAUGAAAACCAAACCACACCUGCUUUCCAAACCAGCACCACUCUCCCUCCCACAACUAGUACAGAAAAAAGUGGAGUGGCGUCCGUGUCCCCUCAUCCCUUGCCUACUACUUCUCUGUCCCAAGAGGAAGGUGAUAACAAUGAAGAUCCUAGCAUAGAGGAGGAGGAUCUUCUCACACUGAACAGUUCUCCGUCCACUGCCAAAGACACUCUGGACAACGGGGAUUACGGAGAACCAGACUAUGACUGGACCACCAGCCCCCGGGAUGAUGAGUCCAGUGAAGCCUUGGAAGAAAACAGGGGCUACGUGGAAAUUGAACAGUCAGAGAGACCUUUUAAAACCCCACCCUCAAAUAUAGAAGAGGAAGAUAGCCAUUUCUUUUUCCACCUUAUUAUUUUUGCUUUUUGUAUUGCUAUUGUUUAUAUUACAUAUCACAACAAAAGGAAGAUUUUCCUUCUGGUUCAAAGCAGGAAAUGGCGUGAUGGUUUUUGUUCCAAAACAGUGGAAUAUCAUCGUCUUGACCAGAAUGUUAAUGAAGCAAUGCCUUCUCUGAAGAUUACCAAUGAUUAUAUAUUUUAAAGCACUGUGAUUUGCAUUUGCUUAUUAUGUAAUUUUAUUUGCUUGACUUUUUAUAUGAUAUUGUGCAGAUGUUUGCCAUUGGCAGUUCAUACUUAAAUGGGAGGUGGGCCUCUCUUUAUUUUGCCUUGGUGCUUUGGAAAUUAAGUAUCAUGAACAAGGAGUAUAUAAUUUUUUAUCUAUGUUUUUAAAGGUGAAUUCAAUCAGGUGUCCAAAAUGUGGAGCUAAGUGUUACCUGUUAGUUUUUUAUUGUUUUAGAUUUCUUUAUUGUACUUCUUCUGGAAGUGUUAGUAAUGCUUCUUAAAAAAAAUCCCAAACUUAUAAUUAAAUUCUAACUCAUCUGAUAUUGCUGACUCAGAUUCUCUUUCUGCCAUCCAAAUACUGUUUCUUAAGCACACAUUUCUUUGUGCUGUCGAACUGUAAUCUACAAGGAUGUAUGUAAUAAUGCUUUACAUAUAAGUAACAUUUUUUUCUUCCAGCACUCUCUGCUUUGGAUAUUUUUGGAUAAUUUAUGUAUAAUUUAUUAUUGCUCAUUCUGACCACGAUUUUAAGUAGCACAUUAAUAAAUGUGUCUAAAAAUUCUGGCAAUAGAGACUCUGCAGUUUGCAGUAGACGUAAAUAAGAUGUUAUAGAUAGCUUUUUUGCUUUGAAUUACUGAAUUAAAUUUAGAGGUAGAAAUUGUUGUGAACUAUUAAAUACACGUACAAUUGCUUUUACUUAGCAAUUGAUUGUAGCACGGGUUCCUCCAAGCUUUCAAGCAAGGGGCAGAGUUUAAAAUUAUAUCAUAUUUGUUCACUUGCUUAUUUUUUAUAGUAAGUUUGAAUGAAUUUUAGGAGACAUUGUAAUUUAAAUAAUAUUGGCUCUAGGGCUUUCAAAUUAAAAUUAUACCUGUUUGUAUACAUAAAGGCUGUAUAUGUACACUGACUCUUUCUCCCUUUGUGUUUGGUUUCUUGUUCUUUUUUAAUAGCAACUGGAAAUUACUUACUAUAUUUAAUUUUGACUUGUCUUUCUAUCAUAAGGAGUUGAUCAGUAUGUAAAUAUAUGAUUUGAAACAUAGUUGACUUAUAGGUGUCACAACAAUUUUUUAGAAAACAUAACCCCUAAUAUAUGUUAAACGCCACUCACAAAACCCAGGUGAGCUAGUGGGCAUAUGGUUUGUGUAGAGAUGGAAGAGGCAGGGUAGGCCAUCCUUUCUCUUGGGUGGACAGUUUACUGUUUGAGUAAGGAAGGGAGGCACACUGGAAGUACACCUGAACUGUUCUUGCAGUAAUUUUUUUCAUAUCUGAAAUUGUAUUAUUUAAUAUUUUGAAUAAGAUUUUAAAAAAUAAAUGGCAAAGAUAUAAAUUCA
This is a messenger RNA of Capra hircus (goat), 2204 nucleotides long. RefSeq names its product chromosome 7 C5orf15 homolog (gene C7H5orf15). NCBI's taxonomy places the organism in Eukaryota, Metazoa, Chordata, Mammalia, Artiodactyla, Bovidae. The coding region runs from base 65 to 859 and encodes 264 amino acids. The transcript is spliced from 3 exons. The record is from RefSeq and is a predicted model, not a curated record.